This is a messenger RNA of Anguilla anguilla (European eel), 5290 nucleotides long. RefSeq names its product Fanconi anemia group A protein (gene fanca). Lineage: Eukaryota; Metazoa; Chordata; Actinopteri; Anguilliformes; Anguillidae. Gene Ontology annotation, cellular component: Fanconi anaemia nuclear complex. The coding region runs from base 425 to 4789 and encodes 1454 amino acids. Gene Ontology annotation, biological process: interstrand cross-link repair. The record is from RefSeq and is a predicted model, not a curated record. The transcript is spliced from 42 exons.
GGAGGCGGAAGUGGGGAAAACUGCAAGGGGAAAAACUGAGAGAAUUUUUUUUGUGAAAUCUCAGUUCUUUGGAAGUAGAAGGUUCUGUCUUAAAUGUUUGCUCAGAAACUAGUUAGAGAUAAAAACACAACGGAGUCACGACACCUAUAGUAUAGUUGUGUUCUGUGUCUCACCAACAGAAAUUUAAAGGUAGCACAUAUAUAGACACAGCAGUUCUCUUGUGAGUUUUUAGUACGCUAGCUACGUUGCUAGUAACUUUACAAACACACUACAAUCCGCUGUUCGCUAGCUAGCAAACGUGAGUUCAAUCGCUACUUGUUUUUAUUGUUCCCUCGAUUGCCGUUAGCUGUAUAAGGAUGCCGUUCCAUCUGUCUGCUGUAAACCAAGGACAUUAGGUCAGCUAGCAAGACAACGGAAUUUCACUAUGUCUCUUGGGGCAUCUAGUGUUUCGCUGUCCGCUAAGAAGGGGACUUUCUCAGCACUUCUGGCAGCCCAUGUGAGGAAGAGGCCUGCGUGUGGGAGCGAACGCGAGCUACAGGAGGCGGCAAUCCAGCUGCUGAACCGGAACCAGAACCUUCCGGAGUUGCUUCAGGAGCAGGUAGAUGCAACACCUUGUAAGGUGAGCUGCUUGGCAGAGGAGGGACUGAGAGGUCUCCUUGACAAAGAUGCCACACCUGGGACUGAGGGUUUGUGCACGCUUGGUGGUUCUCUCCUGGUGUGUGCCCUGCAGAGGGAGUCUGUGCGGUUGGGGGUUCCGGUGGGGGUGCUCUCGGCCAGGCUGAUGGCAGAUAAAGUGCGCAGGAUUUCGGGGAGCAGCGAGGGGGUCCUGCUGAACUCCGCCCAGAGGGCUGAGCUGGCGGUGUUGGUGAAGUCGACUCAAGAGCUGCGCUCUCUGGGAGCUUUUAGCCCUCAGCUCUUCUGCCAGGAACUCUGGAGUGUUCAGACGCUGCCCCCGUUAGAGGUGGCCUGGAGUCUGCACUCUGGGAACGUUCUCUCUCUGGGCACCAUUUUGGACAGUGAGGAGGGGGCGGGCCCCUGGCUGGAGCCGGAGUUGCGAGCUCUUUGUGGGCCGAUGGCUGCAGAGGAUGAAGACAUGAGACGGGAGGUUCUCACAGGCGUGGCUUCGGUGCUGAUUCGGGCGGGGUUCCAGGAGACCCAGGACCCUGGCACGACCGGCAGGAGACUCACCCAGGUGUGCAGGCGUGCUCUGGACAACAUGCUCUCCUGGGUGCUGGACAGUGUGAGUCAGUCACAGCCGGUGCAAUCCCAGCUACAAGUUGCAGAGUCAUGGGUGCAGGUGUUUGAUGUGUCCGUGUGCAGCGUGUCUGUCUGCAGCGAUGUGUUUCUGCGCUUCCUCAUCCACUCCCUCACACACACCCUCACCUACAAGCCACGCCUCAAAGUGUCUGAUGCCAUCGCCAUGCAGAGUGCCUGGAGCUUUGCUAAGACGUCUCGCUUGCUGACGCUGCUGUAUCGGAAGCUCUCGGUGCUCUCCAGUGUGGAUGAGCUGCUCUCUCACCUCCUGCAGGUGCUGGAGACUCACGAGGUGAACUGGCAGCAUGUGCUGUCUCACCUUUCUACUCUGUUGGUGUACCACCCAGAUGCCCAGCACAGCCUUACAGAGAUGCUGUCCCGUCUCCUGCGGUCUGCGUUCGAGGGCUACGAUCUGGAGAGCAUGAUCACUGCCUUCCUGCUCGCCCGCCAGGGGGCGCUGGAGAGCCCUGCCAUCUUCCCUCCUUACAGCCAGUGGUUCAAGAUGUCUUUUGGCAAUGCCAGUGGUUACCAUGGGAACAGUAAGAAGUCUUUAGUGUUCCUGCUGAAGUUCCUGUCGGACCUGGUGCCCUUCGAUCCCCCGCAGUACCUGAAGGUGCACCUGCUCCACCCCCCCUUUGUCCCAGCCAAGCACCGCAUCCUCCUGCUGGAGUACGUGUCCCUCGCCAAGACCAGGCUGGCAGACCUACGGGUGUCGGUGGAGGAGAUGGGGCUCUAUGAGGAUGUCUCCACAGCCACGGCACCAGUGCAGCCCCAGUGCCAGGCGCUUCAGGACGUGGAGAGGGCAGUCUCUAUUUUCGAGAGCACGGGGAAGAUCUCUGCAGCUGUGAUGGAAGCCAGUAUUUUUAGGAAGCCCUACUUCCUGUCCCGGUUCCUCCCAGCUCUGCUGACUCCACGAGUGCUUCCUGAAAUGGCCGACGCUCGAAUGGCUUUCAUUGAGUCACUCAGGAAGGCAGAGAAGAUUCCACCAUCUUUAUAUUCCGCUUACACUCAGUCCUGUGAGAGAGAGAGACAGAGACAGCUGGAAGGUGCAGGUGUUGAAAUGAGAGACCAGGAGCCUCAGGAGAGACUGCAGUGUGAACUUCAGGAGCUGAGGAGCGUGCUGUCCUCCCCAGGCAGAGAGCAAGACUUCCUGGCCCACCUGUCGCGGGUCUCGGAGGCGCUCGGCGCGGUCGUCCCGGAGACGGAGGACCGCUCUCCGGGGCAGCCUGCGGUCCUGCUCUGCCUGGACGCGCCCCCCCAAUCGGACCAGGAGAACAGAGUGGUCGACGUGAUGGUGAGGAGCUUCUGCCAGUGCCUGAUGGACGCCUCCAGAGUUAACCCGCCAAACAGGCAGGGUCCGUGGGCAUCGCAGUUUGUGAGGAUGCUACUGGAGCACAGGCAGCUGCUUCCUGCCCUGCUGCACCGACUGUGGGACCUGCUGCAUAACCAGGGGGCGUCACUAGGUGGUGCUCAUGUGCUGGGGCUGGCAGCGUUUGUGGUGCACCUGCACGCGUUCCAGUCCCAGUGUCCCGUGGUGGAGUCCAGCCCCGCCCUUCUGCCCCGCCCACUGCCCCUCCCUGAAGCACUGAGCACUGCCUUACGCUGCAGCACCCAGGCUGACAUGAGCUUCUGCCUGCGGUUCUGUGUGGCCGCAGUUUGCUACGGGCUCUCCCGAGGAGACUCAACUGAGCGCGUGCAGCAGUACGUUCCCAGCAGCCUCUACAGGAAGCUGCUUUACCUAAUCCCCAGACUGGUCCCAGGAACAAGGGUGGGGCCAGGACCUGUGGGGGAGGGGCUAGGACCAGAGUGGGAGGGGCCAGGACCAAUGGGGAUGGAGAGGGAGGAGCCUGUCCUCUGGAGGAAUAUCACAGACCCCAGCGCCUCCUGGAGGAGCUCAGCCUCUGUGCUGUGGGCACACCCGAGCUUCCACGCCCUGCGGACGCUGCCCCACUACCAGCUCUCGUUUUCUGAGUGGUUAGCAGCUGAACUCAGAGUACAGAGGAGCCAAGAUGCCCUGUCUGAUCCAGAGAGACAGGAGUACCAGCAGUGGAUGUGUCAGCAGGAGUAUCUCUCCGCUCCUCUGGAUCAGGGCGGAUGUGGGGGAGAUGUGAGGGUCGCCUGUGGCCACAUCCUCAGUGCGGUCCUGGAGCUGGAGACCGGUGCGCAGAUGGGACAGAGGCCCCAGUGUGGACGGAGAGGUGCUGACACCUGCCUCCCGGACGUCCUGUGCAGACUGCAGGAGCUGCUGUACGAGCUGGAGCUGGCUGCAGUCCCCGCUGGGGCCGGGGGGGAGGGGGGGCGCUUUCUGCUGGAUCUGAUUUGGGAGAAGUGCUCUGUGCCCGGCCACGUCCCGACUGCCAGCACUGACCUCAGCACUGUCCUCAGCACUGACCUGGCGCUUCAACAGGCUCUGCACGCCUGCAACAGGGUGAUGGUGGCGCUCCCAGUCACAGCACUGGUGACCGUACGGACUCAGGGAGGGAGAACGACACUGGACUGCAGCACCUUCAUGGAGCACGUGAACCACAGACAGAGGAACGUGUGCACCCCCGCGGGCCUGUUGCCGUACCCCCUCACCGCACACUUCUGCAGGGGAGUGCUGACUGCCAGCAUGCGCUGUGAUAGGCCGAGUCGGGUGGUGAAUGAAGCUCUGUCCCAAAUGCACCAGCAGUGUCCGCUGCUGCUCGUUUCAGCCGUGCGCUGGUGGGCGUGGCUGGGUCCUGUACUCGUGUCUCUAUGGAGACGCCUGAGUGAAGACCCACUGCCAGAGGAACUCCUGCGUUUGGCUGACUGCUACACCUGGGCCUGCAGCGCAGUGAGGGCGGAGUCACGGCCCCGCCCCUCAGCCCCGCCCCUGCUCCUGGCAGCCAGUCUGCACUGUGCAGGGGGGCGGAGCCUCAGCACAGCGUUGGAGCAGCUGGGCCAGCAGAGGCAGCAGGUGCUGGUGUUCCUGCUCUUCUUCUUUAUAACAGACCUGCUUUCUGCCCUCCUGGAGCCCCAGGAAAAGAGUGUUGAGAAAGCUCGGGGAUUAUGUUUAGAGAUCCUGACACACCUGCAAGACUGUACCGACUGGCUCCCUCUGUUCCAACCACCUGGUGCAGAGCAGGGCUCGUACCAGGCGGUGACCAUGGCAACCACUGACAGGCACGCACGACUGAUGCCCCUGGGCUUCUACAGUUUGAUCCCGCACCUGGACGGCGAGGUUUCGGGGCGGUUCGCGAGAGCCCCCGGGUUCCUCCUCUGCGCCCUGCGCUGCUACUCGGCCCUGAGCGCCCUCUUCCUGGACGGCCGCGCCCCCGUCCCCCGCGCGGACCCCACGCCCGCACAGGCGGACCCCCUGGAGAUCGUGGCGAGGGCUCGGCGGGCGCUGUUCCGGAUCAUCGCUCUGAGUCCAACGCCCUGCGUCUCCCACGGCCUCAGGAGACAGCUGCAGGAGGCGUGUGGAGAUCUGGACCCCGAAGUGUCUGCUGCCCUGUCCUCCCACCUGGCCCCGCCCAGCCCUGACCACGCCCUGCGGGAGCUGGACUUCCUGUGAGCAGCUGUGCGCCCCCAGCCUGGGGGGCGGGGUGGGGAACCGCGACCGUCCCCCAAAAACAGCGGCCGGCCUCCGGAACCCCGAGCGGAAUAACGCAGCGCUGAGCAGCUUUGUGUAUUUACACCUUUAUUCGUUUUUCACGCGGUAGAGAAAGGCUGCUCUGCCGGGGGCGGGGCCAGUAACAGGGGCGGGGGGAGGGGGGUCACAUGGGUGCAGCAUAAACAUCUGCUCGUGACGGACUCGAGUGCUCUCUGUUCUAUACACAUAUUCACAGAUUUUACUCUUCAUUUUACAGUUUAUAAACAAUACUAGCCUCCUCUAAAAAAAAAGGUGGUUCAUUUCAUCGAUAAGGUUCAUCUCUGUUUUUUUUUAAAGGCUGCAUAAGAGGACAGCCUCUCGCCUGGACACGCCAGCCAGCGAGACAGUUUCACUGCGCCCACUGGUAGUUCAGGAGAUGCUAAACAAGAAAGGAAGAUAAUAAAAACAACUGGUGGCAGGGUA